Molecule: messenger RNA, 4215 nt
Organism: Fusarium sp. VM40
Lineage: Eukaryota; Fungi; Ascomycota; Sordariomycetes; Hypocreales; Nectriaceae
Source: the annotation of a GenBank genome assembly
AUGUCGUUUCCACAAACAACUCCGGUCCGGCCAGUUCCAGGCGCAUUCUUGAAUACGCCAGCCGUCAACUCGAGGUUUCAGUCGGGCUCUGAUCCUGUGCGCCGACAGCUGUUCGCAGGCACUGAGAACAACCAGUCUGUCCAGCCUCUCAAGACUACUGCGCCUGCUCCAUCUUCGCGAAGCGUCGCGGCCACGGCGCCAUCAGCAUCGAGAACACCUACGAGCGAUAACCUGAUUGCACCGGCUGCGCUGCCGCCCCUACGAUCCGAGAAUGUGCCUCCCGUUGUCAAGGCGGCCAAGGCCAUCAACACCUUCCUUCAAGCCGAUGGCCGGUAUCCCGAUUUAGAUUCAUACUGCAGACAGGGCGCUUCGUCCGAAUACGAUCUUGAAAAUACCGAUUCUGCAAUGGCCCCCUUCCACAAGACACAGAUGUAUCCUAUCCCAAACCAGGUUUUCGAUCACUACAAUUCUGGCGAACUCCAGACUUUGAUGGGUCUCUUUGCUGAGAUUAACCAUGCCUGGGUUGUUAUUGACAACUCAUUGUUUCUAUGGGACUACACACAUCCUGACCCUGAGCUGAUCGGGUUCGAAGACCAACCACAUACCAUCCACGCCGUCGCGCUCGUGCCUCCUAAGCCAGGCAUCUUUGUCAACACAAUCACACAUAUCUUGGUCGUCGCAACCUCUCAGGAUAUCGUUCUGUUGGGUGUGUCGGCCACUGAUACUCCCUCCGGUACUAAGACAGUCUCUCUUUACCAAACGAAAAUGCAGCUCCCUCUCCGUGGUACCGAUGUUCGUGUCAUUACUGGAUCCGCAAACGGCCGAAUCUUCUUUGGAGGAAGCAACGAUAUCGAUAUUAAUGAGCUUUACUAUCAGUCUGAAGAGAAGUGGUUUUCGAACCGGUGUGGUAAGAUCAACCACACGAAUCCCGGCUGGUCUUCAGUCGUCACACUACAAGGAGGAUUCUGGUCACAGAAGACCCCUGAGCAUCUUGUUGAUAUCGUGAUCGAUGACUCGAGAAACCUUGUCUAUACCCUCUCGAGCCGAUCGACCAUCCGAACUUACCAUAUGGAGGCCCCUGAUCGACUGAACAAGGUUAUCGAGAAGGAGAAGGUGCACUGUCUCCGCGACAUCGCUCACAUGAUCAGCCAGUCUAGACUGUUGAACGACCGAGUGAGCAUUAUCGCAAUCAGCCCCAUCACAAAGCCAGAAGCGGCGAAGCUACACUUGAUGGCUUUGACAAACACUGGAUGCCGUCUGUUCUUUAGUGCGACUAGUGCCGCCUCCUAUCUGUAUGGAUCCUCGACCAACUUGGCUCCCCAGAGCAUGCAAGUUCAGUUCAUCAAGUUCCCCCCUGGACAGAGCUCCCGUCGAUCCGUAUACGCUGGUGGUGAGACAAUCACCGACCUUGAAUCAUCCUCUUUGACAGUCAGCCGACAAGGUGUGCGAUUUGCGCCUGGUUAUUUCUUGGAUUUUGUUAGCAAGGAGUCUAACCCCAAUGAGGAUGCUCUCUUUGUUUCUGGACCUGAGACGGGGCGUCUUAAGAACACGUCUCCGACAUCUCCUCUUAAAUAUCAUGAGAGCGCUAGUUGGAUCGAUAUUGGUAGCCGGGCUGAAGCAGUUGGAUUGAUUACAAAACCAUUCGCAGCGGCACCACAGCCGCUUGGCUUUGGCAAUGAGCUGGCUGUGCAGUUUGACGAUGCGCCCAGCGAGUUCGCAGUUCUUACCAACACUGGUGUUCAUAUUAUUCGACGAAGACGAUUUGUGGACAUCUUUGCUUCUGCGAUUCGCGGUGCUGUGGGAGACGAAGGGUUGGAGCUUGUCUGCCGCCGGUUUAUUAAUAAUUACGGCCGCGUGGAGACUGUUACGACUGCUUUGGCUGUGGCUUGUGGUCAUGGAGGUGACUCUCGACCUGGUGCAGCUCGUGCUAUUGAUCAGGCAACUGAAGAUCGGGCACGAUCCGUUUUCGUCGACUUUGGUGGACAGCCUACGAUGGCCGAGACCGAUAGCACAUCUCUUACAACCGAUUCAGUUAAUCUCUCCUCUCGUCACGACGCCCUAGCUCUAUACCUCUCCCGACUGAUACGCCAGCUGUGGAAGUCUGUAGUUAUUGCUCCGGGUGUUUCUCCUACUGGUGGUAUUACCAUUGGCUCUACAAUUCCUCUUUCCAAGCUGAGUACUGUUCAAGAGAACCUGGAGCGUUUAAGGAGAUUCCUCGACUCCAACCGGGGUCUCAUUCAAGGCCUGUCAGGCCCAUCUGAUCUCCAGCAUGUGUCCAGUCGCCAGGAGGAAGUUGCUCUCCAGGCUGAACACCAAGCUCUUCACGCUCUUCAAAAGUUGAUGGAGAGUAUUUCCGAGGGUAUCUCAUUUGUGCUCAUGCUCUUUGAUGAGCGUGUUGCAGACAUCUACACACGCCUUGAUGAUGCAGCUCGACAACAACUCAGGGAGCUCACCUAUGAGAAGCUGUUCUCUCAAACCGAUGGCAAGGAUCUCGCCAAGUUGCUGGUCAAGGCUAUUGUUAACCGCAAUAUUGAGAGCGGCUCCAAUGUCGAGACAGUUGCCGAUGCUCUGCGAAGGAGGUGUGGUAGCUUCUGUAGCCCAGAUGAUGUUGUCACUUUCAAGGCCCAGGAACAGCUCAAGCGGGCUUCUGAUCAGCCUCUUCAGACCAACCAGUCGCGAAGUUUGCUUCACGAGAGUCUAAGGCUCUUCGAGAAGGUGGCUGGCAGCCUUACUUUUGCCAACCUUCAGAGUGCUGUUGAGCAGUACAUCGACCUCAAGUACUAUGCUGGUGCAAUUCAGCUGUGCCUUGUUGUCGCCCGUGAGAAGGACAGGGGCAACACGGCUCUGUCUUGGGUCAACGACGGAAAGCCUUCAACUGACCCUCGAGCUAACGCUUUUAACGACCGCAAGCGUUGCUACGAUAUGAUUCACGAUGUUCUGAGCCACUUGGAUGCUGCAUCAAGCAGAGAGCCCGAGAUGGUUGACGGCAGAUUGACUUUGAUUGCUACCAAGAGGCUUGAGGCCUAUGAGGUUGUGAACGGAUCAGACGAUGAGGUCUUCCACUUUGACCUUUAUGAGUGGUAUAUUCAACAAGGCUGGACAGACCGCAUCCUGGCUAUCGACUCACCUCACGUUAUUACCUUCCUUCAGCGACUUGCCGGCACAAACAUCGAGCAUGCUGACCUCCUCUGCCGAUUCUACACCAACCGUAGUCGCUUCUUUGAUGCAGCUGAGGUGCAGGCUGAACUUGCUAACUCCGAUUUCCCCAUCAGCAUCAAGGACCGAAUCAGGUUGCUCAGUUUGGCCAAGGCGAAUGCCAAUGUUUCCACAACUGGUGUGAGCCGACAGCAACAACAGUUGCUCAACCACAGUGUUACCGAACUACUUGAGAUCGCUCACAUCCAGGAUGAUCUUCUGGAGCGAUUGAGAGCAGAUGACCGUAUCGACCCCCAAAGAUCCCUCGAGAUUGAGGAAGCUCUCAAGGGCAAGAUUCAGGGACUUUCAGAGCUUUUCAACGACUAUGCCGACCAGGCUGGUUACUACGACCUGUGCCUUCUCAUCUACCACGUCGCCGAUUACCGUAACCAUAUGACCAUCUCGGGCACAUGGAGUAACUUGAUCCAACAGACACACGAUGAGGUCAUGUCUCGCCUAGAGAACUCAGAACCUGGAAUGCCCUCGCCCCCAAUGCCUUACGAGUCUGUAACGAGCAAGAUUCAGAACAUUGCCCACCGUACAUCACUUGACAGCUUCAUUUUCCCCAUCCAAGACCUCCUACCUGAGCUCUGCCGUUACGCUGUGGCUUACCAACAAGAUGCUACCAUUGGUGCUGAUCCCACAUGGCCUGUCCAACUAUUCCUUACGCUGGGCGUUUCCCAUGACAUGAUCAUCCGUGUUUUGGAGGGCGUUUUUGACAGUCAAGAUUACGGUUUCAGCGGAUCCGUACGAAACCGCAUGAUUGAGCUUAUUGUUUAUGUUGUUAACGACUGGGUGGCUGAAGCACGUCGCCGUGGAGGUGCAGGUAAGGGCGGCGCCAUUGGCGCAUCUGUAGCCGACCUCCUCAAGAGAUGCGACGCUGCCCUACCUCCGCCCGGACACGGCAAUAACGCCGGCGGUGCAGACCUUGCUGAUGUUAGGCGAGUGCUCAAGCUGUUGAAGAGAGAAGUGGAUGGUCUGUCACAACGGGUGCCGACAGGAAGCCUCAGAUUUGCAUAG